CUCAGAUAUGUGGAUGUUUUCUUGGAUUUGGUUCAUUUUAAUUAUUUUGGCUAUUGCUGGUGUGGACACAAGAGCAAAGACCACACCAUACAUCAAAUUUACGAAAAAAUAUGAAGGAGAAGAGAUACCCAAGGGUCUAAAGCCAUCCAGUGGUUCACCUCAGGAGGAAGAAGAAAACCCACUGAUGGAAAUGCCUGCAAUGGCGGCACCCACUGAACCCUCAGCCCUGGAGUCUGCCUUCACCACUGCCACUCUCUUUUCCUUUGAAAACUUCACUCUUGACACAGCUGAUUUCUUGUUGAAUUGUUGUCGUUGUUGCUCACCUAUUGUAGGGCAGAAAGGAGAACCCGGAAAGACGGGAAAACCAGGUCUUAAAGGAGAGACUGGUAAUAUGGGGAUCCCAGGACCACAAGGAGUCAUUGGACCCCAAGGCUCAAAAGGCCAGAAAGGAGAGAAAGGAGUAAAAGGAGAGCGUGGGGACCAAGGGACAAGUGGAGUUCCAGGAUAUCCAGGAAAACCUGGAGAACCAGGUGGACUUGGUCCUAAGGGGGACAAAGGAAACAUUGGCUUGGCAGGAGUUAAAGGACAAAAAGGCUCACAGGGAGACCCAUGUGAAAAUGGCACCAAAGGAGAUAAAGGAGACCCGGGGGCCGUGGGCUCUCCAGGACUGAACGGAGAGCCUGGAGCCAAAGGAGAGAAGGGGGAGAUGGGACAGAAAGGCUACUGCGGAGAUUCUGGGGAGAGGGGAGGAAAAGGGCAAAAAGGGGAGGAGGGGGUAAAAGGAGAAAAAGGUAGCAAAGGAGACACUGGGACAGAAGGCAAAAGGGGCCCCGAUGGUCUGCCUGGAGCUAAAGGUGAUCCAGGACUUAAAGGAGAAAAAGGGGAGUUAGGUCCUCCUGGUCUUUUGGGACCUGCUGGGCCAAAGGGUGAGCUUGGGAACAAAGGGGUCCGAGGACCUAUUGGGAAGAAGGGCUCACGGGGCUUCAAGGGCUCCAAGGGCGAGGUCGCCAAACUCCCGCAGUCGGCCUUCAGCGCUGCUUUGUCAAAGCCAUUCCCUCCUCCCAACAUCCCCAUCAAAUUUGACAAGAUUUUAUAUAAUGACCAAGGGGAUUACAACCCUGCCACUGGGAAAUUUAACUGCAGCAUCCCUGGGACAUACGUCUUUUCUUACCAUGUCACUGUGAAGGGUCGACCCGCUCGGAUCAGCCUAGUGGCCCAGAAUAAGAAGCAGUUCAAGUCCAGAGACACUCUCUACGGUCAGGAAAUAGACCAGGCCUCUCUCCUCAUCAUCCUGAAAUUAAGUGCAGGAGAUCAAGUGUGGCUGGAAUUGCCAAAAGAUUGGAAUGGGAUUUAUUCCAGUGCUGAGGAUGACAGCAUUUUUACUGGGUUCCUUUUGUACCCAGAGGAAACUCCUGGAAUUUCACCAUAAAUUUGGGUAUUGGACACUGUAGUUGGAUUUAGUGGAAUAAAUAUUGACAUGUAGAAGUAAACUUAAAAAAAAAAAAAACUUCUAUUUUUUUCAUGAUUAAAACAAUAAUACAGAAAAAUUACAUAAUAGUGUAGAUUCAAUUAGUAUUUCUAUUCUAAGGCAUCUUCUUUAAAACAAUUGAGAACAUAUGUAACUCUGUAGCUGACAUUUUUUGUUUAGUAUUAUAAUGACAUUACUUAUUAAUCACUAAAUUACUAUUUAAAGGAUUAAUGUCUUCAUGGAAAAUAUGAAUUAGAUUUAUAAUUAAUAAAUAUAUUCUUCUAAACAUUUCUAUACCUCAUGUAACUGUGUGUUAAAAGCUGACAAACUAUCACGAUAGGUCUUUCUUGAAGUUUCUGAUUCUCUUGGUGGAAUUCUCAUGUCAGUUUCAUUCUCACAUUAGUUUAAUUCAGUGGAAAUGCAUGGAAAGAGUGUCAAAAUUAUCUAAAAUAUGUUUAAAAUUUAUCAUGUGUAAGGGUUUUUCCAUAAAACCUGUAUUAUGUGGACAAGAGUGUUUGGUAAAAUGGAAAAAGAACGUUGAUAAAAAGUUAUAGCUCAAUCAUAGAAAUGAUGCAACCCUUCAUCAAAUUAUUGUGCUUACAAGAACUGAA
This is a messenger RNA of Ictidomys tridecemlineatus (thirteen-lined ground squirrel), 2079 nucleotides long. RefSeq names its product otolin 1 (gene Otol1). The record is from RefSeq and is a predicted model, not a curated record. Gene Ontology annotation, molecular function: protein binding. NCBI's taxonomy places the organism in Eukaryota, Metazoa, Chordata, Mammalia, Rodentia, Sciuridae.